AAUUUGCUAGCAGUCACAAGCAUAAGCAUCCCCGCACAAGCACUCCCCGGUGCUCCGUAGCACCAUAAUGGAUCUCAGGAUUCUCGCCUUCCUCCUCCCCCUCUUUCUCCCCUCCGCCCUCUUCGUCUCCACCACUGCCUUCAACCCCAACACUUCCCACUACCUCAACUGCGGUUCCGCACCUGACAUCGUCAUCACCACCGACGUGCCUUCCCGCAACUUCACCGAUGACUCUCCCUUCCUCUCUGAUUCCGCCAAGUACCCCUCCCUCUCCAAUCCCUCGGUCGCCGCCUCCUCCUCCUCCCUCUACUCCACCGCUCGCGUCUUCACCAGUUCUGCCUCCUACCGCUUCACGAUCAACACCCACGGUACCUACGUCCUCCGCCUCCACUUCUUCCCCUUCUCCGGCAACGGCUACAACCUCUCCUCCGCCCGCUUUGGCGUCAACGCCCUCCAACGCGGCGUCGUCCUCCUCGAAGACUUCUCCGCACCGAUCUCCACGGCUCCGACCAUCAAGGAGUACUUCCUCUGGGUCGAUUCUGACGAGCUCGUUGUCACCUUCGCUCCAAGUCCGAGCUCGUCGUUGGCCUUCGUCAACGCCGUCGAGGUCUUCACCGCACCCGCCAAUCUCAUCAACGACGAAGACUCACAGCUGGAUAUCGCCCAAUUGUCCCGUCAAGCGCUUGAGACUGUCCACAGGAUCAACAUGGGCGGGCCUCGGGUCAACGACAGCCUCUGGAGGACGUGGAUCGCCGACGAUGAGUACCUCCUUAACGAGGUUGCCUCCUUGUCGAACCACACGGACCCCGACAAAAUUACGUACCAGCAGAACGAGUCUGACGAUGUCGCUCCGCGGACAGUCUACAGUACGGCCAGAACCAUGAACAUCUCGAGCUCACUCCGGGCCAACUCCAAUUUCGACUUCAACGUUACGUGGAGCUUUCCGGUGGUCGCAGGUUACAAGUACCUGGUACGAACACAUUUCUGUGAUUUCAUAUCGCCAGCGAUCAACAAUGACAUCAGCUUCGACCUCUACGUCGGGAACCUGCGAGUUCAGGAGAUACAAGCCAGUGAUCGCGUUCAGUUUCUUGCCCAAGCAUUCUAUAUUGACUACGACUUGGAAGUUCCGAGCUCCGGAACGAUCAAUAUAAGCAUUGGCCGGAACGUUGCCCGGACCACGCAGUUGAAUGCUAAUGCCAUGCUCAACGGGCUGGAGAUCUUCAAGGUAAACAACACGCACGGCAGCCUUGAUGGAACUUCCAGCCUGCUAUCAAAUUCCAGCAAUGGCGUGCCUAUUGCAGCGGUAGUCGGCGCCGCUGUUGGUGGCGUCCUGCUUGUGAGUCUUCUGAUCAUCUUUGUCUUGGUCUUCAUACGUAAGAGGCGCAGAUCGAAGCCUCUGCCUCUGCUGCCGAAUGAAUCCUGGUCUCCGUUUCGAGAAACUCCGCGCGGAAACUCUGUUGGGCGUUCGAGUAAGUCCACCGAAGGAACGGCGCUCGCAGCAUCGCUCAGAGUUAAUCUCGGCCUCUAUAUCCCCCUGCUCGACAUCAAGGCAGCUACUAACGACUUCGAUGAGAGCCUCGUUGUCGGCAGCGGCGGCUUCGGGAGGGUAUACAGGGGUGUCCUCGCCGACGGUACCAAGAUCGCGGUGAAACGAGCCAUGCCGGGGUCGAAGCAAGGGUACCCGGAGUUCCAGACUGAGAUCCUCGUCCUGUCCGGUAUUCGCCACCGGCAUCUCGUCUCCUUGAUCGGGUACUGCGACGAGCAAUCGGAGAGGAUCUUGGUCUACGAGUACAUGGAGAAGGGGACGCUGAGGAACUACUUGUACGGCUCGGACAAGCCGUGUCUUUCAUGGAAGCAGAGGCUGGAGAUCUGCAUCGGGGCCGCCAGGGGCCUUCACUACCUCCACACCGGCUACUCGCACACCAUCAUCCACCGCGACAUCAAGUCCACCAACAUCCUGCUUGACGAAAACUACUUGGCCAAGGUCUCCGACUUCGGCCUCUCCAAGCUGGGUCCUUCCUUCGGCGAGACCCAUGUCACAACCGGAGUCAAGGGCACCUUUGGAUACUUCGACCCGGAAUACUUCAAGACGCAGAAGCUCACCGACAAGUCCGACGUCUACUCCUUCGGAGUGAUGCUCUUCGAGGUGCUGUGCGCGAGGCCCGUGAUCGAUAGAAGCCUCUCCAUGGAGCAGCUGAACCUGGCGGAGUGGGCGCUUCACUGGCAGAGGAGAGGCCAGCUCGAAAAGAUCAUCGAUCAGAGGCUUGUGGGAAAGAUCAACACCAAUUCACUGAGGAAGUUUGGUGAGACGGCUGAGAAGUGUGUCGCAGAGUAUGGUAUCGACAGGCCUGCGUUCGCGGACAUCCUGUGGAACUUAGAGUACGCUCUCCAGCUUCAUGUGACGGAGCUGAAGAGGGAACCGCACGAGGAUAGUGGCGCUGUGGAGUCGCAGAUGUCAGUAGCAGCGAUGAGGGACGUGGAUACGGCGAGCUUAAACUUUGAUGAGGCAAAUGACAGGAGCAGGAUGGCCAGGCAGGGGGAAUCGGACUUGAUGGCAAGCAUCGUAUUCUCCCAAUUGGUCACCGACGAAGGAAGAUAAUUACUCUGGAUGGCCAAGGCAUAUAAAUUUGCAAUCAUAGUUGAAUUAUUAUUAUAUGAGCCAGUGUUACUGUAUGGAUGCUCGUUUAAUUUGAUUGUCGUAGCAGCCAAUUUACAGGCCUUUUCUACAUAAAACUUUCUUCUGCAA
Molecule: messenger RNA, 2746 nt
Organism: Musa acuminata AAA Group (dessert banana)
Lineage: Eukaryota; Viridiplantae; Streptophyta; Magnoliopsida; Zingiberales; Musaceae
Product: receptor-like protein kinase HERK 1
Exons: 1
Coding region: 68-2599 (843 amino acids)
Biological process (GO): protein autophosphorylation
Cellular component (GO): plasmodesma; plasma membrane
Molecular function (GO): transmembrane receptor protein tyrosine kinase activity; ATP binding
Source: RefSeq, a predicted model, not a curated record